This is a messenger RNA of Equus caballus (horse), 3016 nucleotides long. NCBI's taxonomy places the organism in Eukaryota, Metazoa, Chordata, Mammalia, Perissodactyla, Equidae. The record is from RefSeq and is a predicted model, not a curated record.
GUUGGUUGCUGGGUAACCGCGUCAGGGCGGAGCGGAUGCCAUCCUGCAAGGGCGCGGGGACCCACAACGACGGCUGUCCCCAAAGAACCCCUGCGACUGGGAAUUGAAGUGAAAGAGAAUCCGGAUUUCCUGUGCGUGAUCCAGGGGACGGACAAACUUCUUGUCCUUAGGCAAGGGAGCAUUUUGUAGGCGCUCCAAGUGUUGAGGUGCUUCCCGCUUCUUCGAAGAUGCCCCCGAAACAGCCGCUUCGUAGGCAGAUCUUUACUGCAAGAAGUACUAAAGGAAGUUCUUAGCCUGAAGGAAAAUGAUACCUGAUGGAAGCUCUUUCUAUGGGAAGGACCAAAAGGUACUGGAAAUGGCAAAGCGUCAGUGUGGGCAGAGGAACCAGGAAGCGGGAUGAAGAUUCAGGGACUGAAGUGGCAGAAGGGGCAGAUGAAUGGGCCCAGUCCAAAGCAACAGUUCGACCCCCCGACCAGCUGGAGUUGACCGACGCGGAGCUAAAGGAGGAGUUCACCCGGAUCCUGACAGCCAACAACCCACAUGCACCCCAGAACAUCGUCAGGUACAGCUUCAAAGAAGGCACGUAUAAGCUUAUUGGCUUUGUGGACCAACUGGCAGUUCACUUCAGCCAGGUUGGGAAUCUGAUCCCCAAAGACUCAGAUGAAGGACGGAGGCAGCGCUACCGCAAUAACUUGGUGACAGGUUCUGAGGAGUCUGCCAAGUUGGUGAUUUCAGAAGCGGAAGUCGUUGAGGAAGAAGACGAGCCCAAGGAAGCGGAAGCUGGGAGUCAAACAGACCUUCCUGCAGCUGAGGCAGCUGAAAAAGUGGCAGAAGAAUUGAUGACUCCCAAGCAACCCAAGGAGCGAAAGCUCACCAACAAGUUCAACUUCAGCGAGAGGGCCUCACAGACCUUCAACAACCCUCUCCGGGACCGAGAAUGCCAGAUGGAGCCUCCUCCCAGGACAAACUUUUCAGCCACAGCCAAUCAGUGGGAGAUCUAUGAUGCUUACGUAGAGGAGCUCGAGAAACAAGAAAAGACCAAAGAGAAGGAGAAGGCGAAGACCCCAGUGGCUAAAAAAAUGGGGAAGAUGGCCAUGAGGAAGAUGACAUCUAUGGAGUCCCAGAGUGAUGAUAUCACCAAAGUGACCCAAGCUGCUAAAAUCGUGGAGCGGAUGGUCAACCAGAACACAUAUGAUGAUGUUGCUCAAGAUUUUAAGUACUACGAGGAUGCUGCUGACGAAUACCGGGACCAGGAGGGUACUCUGCUGCCGCUCUGGAAGUUCCAAAAUGACAAAGCCAAGCGCCUGGCCGUCACCGCCCUCUGCUGGAAUCCAAAGUACAACGAUCUGUUUGCAGUGGGACAUGGCUCCUAUGACUUCAUGAAGCAGAGCCGGGGCAUGCUGCUGCUCUACAGCAUGAAGAAUCCCAGCUUCCCUGAAUACAUCUUCAGCAGCGAGAGCGGCAUCAUGUGUCUGGACAUGCACGUGGACCACCCCUACCUGGUGGUGGUGGGCCACUACGAUGGCAACGUGGCCAUUUACAACCUCAAGAAGCCCCACUCCCAGCCCUCCUUCCGCAGUUCGGCCAAGUCUGGCAAGCACACGGACCCUGUGUGGCAGGUCAAGUGGCAGAAGGAUGACAUGGACAACAACCUCAACUUCUUCUCUGUGUCAUCUGAUGGCAGGAUCGUGUCUUGGACGCUUGUGAAGAGCGAGCUGGUUCACACGGAUGUCAUCAAGCUGAAGGUGGAGGGCAGCACCACGGAAAGUCUCGAGGGGUUGCAGCUAUACACAGUGGGCUGUGGCACCGCCUUCGACUUCCACAAAGAGAUCGACUACAUGUUCCUAGUGGGCACGGAGGAGGGGAAAAUCUACAAGUGCUCUAAAUCCUACUCCAGCCAAUUCCUGGACACCUAUGAUGCCCACAACAUGGCAGUGGACGCUGUGUCCUGGAACCCAUACCACACCAAGGUCUUCAUGUCCUGUAGCUCUGACUGGACAGUGAAGAUCUGGGACCACACCAUCAAGACCCCGAUGUUCAUCUAUGACCUAAAUUCAGCGGUGGGCGAUGUGGCCUGGGCACCAUACUCUUCUACUGUGUUUGCGGCAGUCACCACCAAUGGGAAGACCCACGUGUUUGACUUGUCCAUCAACAAGUACGAGGCCAUCUGCAACCAGCCCGUGGUGGCCAAAAAGAAGAACAAGAUCACCCACGUGCAGUUCAAUCCCAUCCACCCCAUCAUCAUUGUGGGUGACGACCGUGGGCACGUCACCUGCCUCAAGCUCUCACCCAACCUGCGCAAGAUGCCCAAGCUCCUCAGAACCACCGUGGGAAAUAACGGAUGUGAAGUGACAGCAUUUGGAGGCAGCAGCAGACAGCAGCCAAGACCUUCCAAGGUGAGCAGCCUCUGUGAGGUCAAGGGCCAGGACCCCCCAGGAGGGAUGACCAUCCCCAGGCUCAGUCCAGUCAGAGGCAACGACACUGCCCCUCUAGCCACCUCCGGGCUUGGGACAGGGCUGGGUCUCUCCUGGGGUUGGGGCAGGAAGACGCCCCAGUUCUCCUCUCUAUCGGCCUCUGAGGCUCCAGGAGCCCUUCUCCCCUCCUUCUCCUCCCCAGGCCCCACAUAAUUGCUUUCCCAUGUUGCUAAUGGAGGCCAGAUUGCUGAUGCCCAAGCCUGGGUGGGCGGCGGGUGGGUCAGGGCUGACCAAGGCUCUCAAGGCAGGAAGGCAGCACAGGACAGAGACCCCUUGUAACUUCAGACCCCUUACCACAGGGACAGGGAAGGAGGAGGCUCAGCUCCAUCCCACAACAUUGUAUUCCUGAGGGUUAAUGACUCCCUGCUCCCUCCCCUGCUGCUGGACCUGAAGGACAGGUUCAGGCCCAGCCGCACCUCAUAGGGACCAGACAGGCAGACGUGGGGGCCCAGGGCACAGAGGUUGGUCCACGGCCAUUUCUCAGGCCGUCCACCCUGGGAGCCUCUCCCUGUGAGCAGGAGCCAUGCACUCCCAUCGUUGGG